Agrilus planipennis (emerald ash borer) is the source of this 3446-nucleotide messenger RNA. RefSeq names its product activating transcription factor 7-interacting protein 1. Gene Ontology annotation, cellular component: nucleoplasm. The transcript has 10 exons. NCBI's taxonomy places the organism in Eukaryota, Metazoa, Arthropoda, Insecta, Coleoptera, Buprestidae. Bases 307 to 3273 code for a protein of 988 amino acids. Gene Ontology annotation, biological process: RNA processing. Gene Ontology annotation, molecular function: RNA binding. The record is from RefSeq and is a predicted model, not a curated record.
CCGCUGUUAUACUACCCUCAAAGCAAAGGUGUAUGAUUUGUGAUCUGUGUAUAUGUGAUAGAAAUUGACAAAAUAGCCUAAAUUGCCGAACAAUAAUGUAAUCGGUAAUGCAAGUUGAAAUGUAUGGUACGUAAAAAUAUAAUAAAUUUGUAGUUAUAAAUAAGGAAUUAUAUUGUUAAAAAUGCUUUUCUCCAAAAAAUGAGGAAUGAACUACUCUAUGUAUUAGUGGCUUCCGUGUUUUACAAAUAAUAAACAACAAUGUCAAAAUAGUUAUAGUAGUAAAAAUUGCCUCAAUCAUAAUUAGAAAUGUCUAGAAAAGGAAUUGUAGACGUUUUUCAAACCAAAACAACCAGAAAUGAUCGAUAUGCCCAGAUGUCUCAUCAGGAAAAACUUAUUGAACAAAAGAAGAGGGAAAUUCAAGCUAAAGUGGAACAGAAGAGAAAAAGUGGAAAUUCCGAGAAAAGUGAAAAAAAUAAGGAUACUAAGUCAUACACUAAGAGUUACAAUCAAUUUUCUAAUGAUGGAUCGUUUAUGGACCAAUUUAAACAAAUGAAGGACAAGAAGAUUGAUCAGAAACUAAAAUCAUUUAAAUUUAGCCAAGAAAAAUCUCACAGUGAAGAUCGUAACAGAAACAACAGAUGGUCACAUCGCAGACGUUCUCCUUCUCCUAUCUCAUCCAGACAUAAAUUUUCUGACAAGUUUCAAAACAAUGAACCUAAAAUUAGUAUAUCAACGUCUUAUACUAAUUUCAUAUCACAAGCCAAUUUUAAUGUUCAAACUUCUCAGAGUAUUAUUACCCCAGAGAAUGCUGUUGGCCAGCCUCUCCUAAAAAAUGACCAGUCUUCUUCAAAUGUUACAUUUCCUCCCCCUACACAAACUUCCACAACGGUCAUUUCUGCCCUGCCUCUUAUGUUAAAUGCUCCUCCACCUCCAAUAAUCCAACAAAAUGCCGUAUUGAUGCAACAACCUGCUUUACCAUCUACAGCUGUCAUUACUUCUGAAAUUCGAACUCCCACGAUAAUAACAUCUUUAAGUUUGCCCCCUCCUACUUCAGCAAUUGGACCCCAAAAUGCUCCUGAUUUGACUGGAGCAACAUUACCAGUUUUGGGACCUGAAAACGCUUUAAAUAUUCCCACUCUUCGAUCCAUGACUUCUGUUGAAUUGGCAUCUAUACCAUCACCAAACCCUUUACAAUUACAAAGUAUUCCCCAACCUGAACCUAUAAAUACCAUGAAUAUUCCUCCUCCAGCACCGCUACAAGUUCAAAAUAUUCCCCCUCCUUCUUCUAUUCAAUUAAAUGAAAUCCCAAAACCAAAACCGAUUGAUAUUAUUAAUAUUCCAACACCCACAGAAGUUGCUACAAAUUUAGAAAAUAGUAUGUCUGAUCCCGACUUUAUAAAGAAUAUUCCGCCCCCAAACAAGUCAAUACCACCUCCUAGCAUUCAGGACACUACAAUUAGUGCUAAUAUUUCUGUACCACCUCCAGACAUUUCUAAUCCUGGGCCUACUUGUAUGCCCCCUCCAAACGUUUCAUCACAAAAUAUCCCUCCUCCACCGUCUCUGGCUCUAUUACCUCCGUCACCACAAAGCGUGCCUCCUCCUCUUCCCCAAAGUGUGUCGUCUCUUAUUAUUUCCGAAAACGUCGGCCAAUCCGUUAUGACACCACAGACAAUUAUAGUUCAUUCAGUGCCACCUCCAUCCCAAAAUAUUCAGUCUCUUCAACUGCUUUCUCCUUCGUCAACUAUUCAGAACGUUUCCUCUCAGUUACCGUUACAGACGGUUUCUCAAACAUUGCCUCCGACUCCCGUUAUCCCUGUUACACUGACAUUACAGUCGGGUACAGAAGUGUCGAAUGCUACUGAAACUAACGUUAUCAUUUCUCAGCAGUUGUUACAAGGGAACCCGGGACAGAUUAGCGUUGCCACUCCAAAUUUAAAUAUACAUUAUCCUCCCCCUAUUGUGAAUAAUAACAUUCAGGGACUGCAACAAACUUUUAUUACACAGCCACCUCCUAUUACAAACCAUACCAUGCCACCUAUGAAUAUACCGCCACCAGCAUCUAUUCCGAAUUCCGCACCCCCUCAGGAGAUUAAAUCUCUCCAAGCAGUGUAUUCCUCAGGUACGGCCGAAUACGAGGCAAUGGUGUCACUGGGGCGAAUGGUAGCCCAAUGUGGACCCGGCAUCGAGGACAUUGUGCGUCAGCGCAAGCAACAAGAUCCCCAUCUUUGGUUUUUAUUUCAUAAAGAGUCCGCGCCUUAUCGGCAGUAUCAACAAUUAGUCGAACAGUUCAGUGUGGAGACAGAAAGGGAGAAAAAAGAAUUUAGAAAUGCCCAGCAAAACGAAAACAAUUUGAUGAAAGGGGAAAAUUCAGAUUUAAAUGAAAAGGAUAAUGAUCAGGACUCAGGGGCAGGUAAAAGAAGGAGACGGAGUCGUUGGGGAGAUAAAGAUCAAAAGAUGACCCUCCCCACAAUGAUGAUGGUAGGCAAUUCAAAUGCCUCCGUCACUCCCACCUCUAUUCCUAUAAAUAUCGCAAUUAAUCCUGUCCUUAAUGUUCUGCCACCAGUUCCAGUCGUGUGUCCUCAAAAAUCUCAAGGACCCGUUUUACUUACGUCUUUAACCAGAAACGAUCCAGCUUUUAUUCAGUACGUUAAACAAACAUAUGGGUCUGUUGAUUUAACUGAAGAAGACUGGAAAAAAGCUGAAGACAAUUUCAAAGUUAGUCUUUUAUAUCAAGAGAUGUUAAAGAAGAAACAGGAAGCUGAACGAUUGGCCAAAACAGGUAAACAUAAAUAUGACUACGAUUCAGAUGAAGAAACAGAUGGAGGUACUUGGGAGCACAAACUUCGAGAGAAAGAAAUGCAAAAAACUCAAACUUGGGCUGUAGAAUUAACGAAAAAUGCAGAGGGGAAGCACCACAUUGGCGACUUUUUACCUCCAGAAGAAUUGCAGAAAUUUUUAGAUAAAAAAGGAAAAGGACCAAAUGAUGGUUCCGACUACAAGGAUUUUAAAAUUAAGGAAGACAAUAUCGGUUUUAAAAUGUUGCAAAAACUUGGCUGGUCCGAGGGCCAAGGACUUGGAGCAACAGCUUCAGGAAUAGUGGAACCAGUCAAUAAGGCUCUCGUAAGAGAUCAAAAUCAAGGAUUAGGUUUAGCAUCAUCUGCAGUGGAAGAAAAUGACGAUGAAUAUGAAUCGUAUCGGAAAAGGAUGAUGUUGGCUUACAGGUUUAGACCAAACCCUUUGGUGAGAAAUUUCUCUUAUAAACAUACCAAUUAGUAGUUUAAAUUGAUUAUUAUUUGCAGAACAAUCCUCGGCGACCAUAUUAUUAACUUAACAGUGUACAAUUAGAUUAUUAUUGUAAAUAUUUGUAUUGUACCUUUUUCAAUUCUUUAGUUUGCCUGUGUGGAAGUUUAUAGAAUUAUAUAAAUAAAUGCUUCCUUUUUAUAAAA